AUGCUCUAUAAAGACAAAAUGUGCUCCUUCCUAAUUGACGUGUAUUGGACAUAUCAGGUAAAUUUUUUUAUGCAAUUAUUGUACACAACGAUGUUCCAGGUAUGUCACGGUAGAUAUGCGAUGCAAUAUCACGAAGACAAGAUUAUGAGUUCACACAUUAGUAGAACUGAGUUCUACCUUGGAAACUUUGACUAUUCGAUAACUCUUAGUAAUGAAUUUGCGAAACCAAGAACACGGCGUAUCGAAAACGAAGAUUAUCCGUACUAUGCGGUGUCGUAUACACACGGAACAAACUGUGACGUGACUGGGAAACCGCGAAAUACAGAUGUUAUAUACAUAUGCGUCGAAAAAGUGCAACACAAAAUACUAUCUGUGACGGAAGUAUCAUCAUGCCAUUACGAGGUACCGUACCAUAGUAGUAGUUAUAUAUAGAUGAAAAAGCAGACAUGAGCACAAAUCAGUUAUUAUGCCGCGUCCAAAGUCACCAAAAUCUGCAAAAUCAGUAGUGAUUUCGCUGUCCAAAGCUCGCCGCAAUUCUACAGAAAAAAAGGGGUGCGCACAGCUGAAACGAGUGUCACCGUAUACCAUAAACUACGGUAUUUUUUGAAAAUUUACCCAAGAAAUUUGACUAAUUUCAAAUAUUCUCACGAAAUUUAAAAUUUUUCAAAAAAUACCGUAGUCUUAUGGUAUACGGUGACACUCGUUUCAGCUGUGCGCACCCCUUUUUUCUGUAGAAUUGUGGCGAUCUUGGGACAGCAAAACGCUACUGAUUUCGCAGAUUUUGGUGACUUUGAACGCGGAAUUACUAUUAUCCAGAUCGUUAUUAUGACGGACUUGCUCUGCAGUAAUCCAAAUUAUCAACUGUCGGAAAAAAAAGAUCACCAAAUUCACUGCUGGAACGAAGACUCUACCGAAGAAAAUGAAGCGAAGCCGAAAACUCUGCAGAGACUGGAUGAUUUCCACGAUUCCACGUUCAAAAGGUGAAAUGGUGACGAUGGUGGAUUGAAGCGAAUACAUUUACUUUCAGAGAAUAUACAACUAUCGACGUAGAAUCAGAAGACGAUGGAAAUGUUGUUGACGCUCUGGACUUGGAAAAACUUCGUGAUGAUCACCGGGAUAGCUACGUUCUCUCUGGUGAGAAAAGGUAUAUUAAACAGGCCCUUUGGAACCUAGACAUUAUAAGAAGGCCUGUCACUAAAAAUUAAGUGCUCAAGCUACUAAUACCAUUAGAUGGAGGGGUUGCAGUAAAAAUCACACUUGCAAAAAUUUCCGUUUUCGGGCCGGCUGCUAACUCGCUUCGAAAUCUAAGUUGUGAGUAGAACGACAUAUCAGAUUCUAGAUAUUCGCCAAUCCAAUUAGAAAAGUUAUCAGCCUAGUAACUAGUAACAGUAAAUUAACAAUCUAACUAGGUCCGGUUAGAAACGCGAAUUAGCUAGCUAGAUUAAAAACGAUUUGCCCUGAGGAGCUGGUAAUGUGGCGUGUUCUUCAAUGCGGAAACCCAGGCCGGGUCAGGAUCGAGUCGGCCCGUGCAAAAUCUGUCGGGAAGAGUAAUAUCAACAAUGUUUAUGUUACAGGUUUCAAACCAGGGAGUCUCUGGCUAAUAACCCAGCUGUAGUUCACCAUACUGUUAAUCGGAUUCUUACCGGGGAAGACUGUAUUGUCGGCGGAAUCGGAUGGUGGAAAUACGAGUUUUGUUACGGAAAACACGUCAUUCAAUUUCACGAGGAUACAAAUGGAAAUCGAGACGAUAUCCUACUCGGAUCGUUUGACAAGAUUAUCCACAUGGAAUGGGUUAAGCAGGACAAAAGGACAAGAGGUCCACAAAAGGCGACUAUCAAAAAAGUAUGCUCUAUUUCACAAACAUUUUGAAACCCAGUUUUUGUAAAACUAACCGCGGUCAAAAAAACGUAGUUUUUAAAAAGGCGCCGUUGCCGAUUUUGCGCCCUUUUGCUAGGAAACCGGGGUCGAAAAUCGAUUUUUGUUUUGCUACAAAAAACGUAUAAGUCGAGAAAACGACAGUGUCUCGUACUCGCGAGUUCCGCUCGUUCACGUCGUCACUUCACUGUCAUUAAUGCACGACACGUCCUAGGCAAGCUUGCAUUUUUCGCUGUUCUUUUUCGGUUCUUAAAAUAGAAAAAAAAAAUAAUUAAAGCACGGAUUAGAUCUAUUUAUUAAUACCUUUCCCGGUAUCCAACGGUUGGCGCAUCUUUUGUCAUUUGCUGCUCCGAAAGUUGAAUAUCUCUCAUUCCUGCAAUCUUUCGAGUAAAUGAGAGUAAAUGAGAGCAAGGCAAAAAAUGCUUGUAAACAAAUGAGAGAACACGCCUCAACACUUUUAAAAUUAAAUUUUUCCAGUUUGAGGGCGAUGAUCAACUUAUACAAGUUAUACAAGUGAACCAUCUAUAUUCAAAGGGCGACAUUUGCGAUGAAACUGGAGCGCACAGGUAAAUUUUCUGAUCCAUUAGAAAAAAGUAGUGAGAGACUACAGAGAUGUUGAAGUGAGGAUCCGAUGUGCCACUGCCGAACACAGCGCUCUCGCAUUUUCAAUGCUUCUUACGGAGCCUGCAACAUGCCAAUAUGUUCUUACGAUCGACAGCGAAAGGUUUGAAACCACCUAAUACGCAGCUAGUUAAAUUCGCACAGGUUCUGCGAACCGUUACAAUAUGCUGACGAUACAGGACUUGUGCAAAUUGCACGGACUCACGAAAACCGUGAUUUUCAAGAAAACGAUGGAGAAGUCGAACAUAAGGAAGAUGUUGAAGAUACGAAAAAGGACACUGAAGUGAUCGAAUAA
Molecule: messenger RNA, 2791 nt
Organism: Caenorhabditis sp. 36 PRJEB53466
Lineage: Eukaryota; Metazoa; Nematoda; Chromadorea; Rhabditida; Rhabditidae
Source: the annotation of a GenBank genome assembly